GCCAGCCACGUCCUGCCUCAGAAAAAUAACAAAUAUUGUGCAUUUCCUUUUUUUUUUUUUAGCUUUUAAACGUUCGUUCCAUCAUCGAUCUUUUUGGUACAUCGAGUUCUGUUGAAUUAGUUUUUCAUAAGCAUAUAAGAAGACUUUGAUGGGAAGGAUGAAAAUCAUGUCUUCGCCCGAACAGGAGAGGAGAUGUGGCGUUCAGCUGCUGAGCGCGCUGCUGCUGAUGAUGCUCUCGCUCUCUGGUUGUUCAAGCAUGGAUGUGAUAGUGCCCAGUUACAUCAAUGCACUCAAUGGAACAACUGUCAUAAUCCCCUGCACCUUCACUUCCUGCUAUAAAAUUGACCUCACCAAGUUUGCUAUGAAUUGGACGUAUCAAGAGAGCCUGAACAGCACAGAGGAGAAGUUCAUGACUUAUGAUAAGAAAAAAGGAAUGCAACCAGUGCCGUUGAACCGCUUCGGAGAUAGGGUGGAGUUUUCUGGGACCUUGGAUAAAAACGACUUAUCAAUCAAGCUAACGGAUGUUCAACUUGAGGAUGAGGGGAUUUACAAUUGUUACGUGAGGAACCCUCCAGAUCGCAUCCAAGGACAUGGUGUCAUUAAAUUCAGUGUGGUCACAGAACUUCCCCCUCCAAGAGAUUCAACCAUUGCUGUUGCUAUUGGGGCAUCAGUGGGAGGAGCUUUGGCUCUUCUGAUCCUCUCAAUGGUGGUUGUGAAAUGUCUUCGUCGACAUCGAAAGCAAGAACUGAUUUCAGAGGAAAAGAUGGAGGAGGAGGGAAAGCUCGAGCCUGAAGCUGUUGCAGAAGAGGGAACAAAAUUACCAUAGUAACCUAAACCAGCAUCUAUGGAUCAUCAUCUCCAUCCAUGAAAUGUGCACCCCCUCCUUCAGAUGCUAUAGUAACCACUGCUCAAAUCAUCACUGACCAAACGGGUCUGUGUGUGCCCAGUGCACCGAGGGAAAUAUUGUUUGUAUGAAUGUAUCGAUGUACAUGUGGAUAUUCAUCCAUCCCCACCAGAAAUGGUCGCUUUUAGAUUUUCUUUUUUAUUUUCUUUAACAAAUCAGGGAUGUACAACUCUUGAAUUAGUUCAUUUUAAUCUCCAGAUUGGAUCAAUAAGAAUACGCAUUCUUGCCAUGUCCACGUUUACAAGGUAGUACCCAGCAAGUUUGCAUGGUAGAAUAACCUUAAAUGAUUAGCCACAUUUUUAUUUUACACCCAAUAUCUCUAAACAAUAAUAUUGUUAUUAAACAAUAUAUAUUGUUAAAUAUAUAUUGCAAUUUUUAUAAAUUAGAUACAGUGUUGCAAAACUCCAACCAUUAGAUGAUGGCAAAGUGCUUCCAGUAUGAUUUUUUUUGUAUGUGUAGAAUAUGAAUCAACAGGCAUUAGUGAUAUCCAUGCAGCAUUUUGGCUAUUGGGUAGUUCAAGGCAAAUAAAAGUGUAUAUUAAGUUAAAAGCUGUUAAAAACCGGAAAACAAUUAAAUGGCAAAUCUACAGGGAAGUUAUUAGUAAUGAUCCCAAUGAACAGAACUAUAUCUUAUGCUUUUAAUAGUUAACAGCUAUAAGCAUUGCCAGAGGCAUUAUAUUAAAAGGUGAAGGACACAUUUAGACAAAUGAAGAACAACAGUUUAUCGAAUAGUGAUCAUUUUUUUAAAGUGCUUCAUAAAAAAUAGGCAUUUACAAAGCAGGCUACAAUUUUUGGUGGUAAAAAUGUCAGCUUAAGUCAUCAUAGACGGUUUUUAAACAAUCUUUUUAGAUCUAAUAACUUUUUUUAGAAAAACAGGAUGAAAAUUAAAAGCAAUUACAUUUCUGUAAACUUAUUAAUGUAUGGUAAAUAGGCUGGUGAAGAAAAAACUUUGAUAUUU
Messenger RNA from Cyprinodon variegatus (sheepshead minnow), 1861 nucleotides. It is a transcript of the gene scn2b, whose product is annotated as sodium channel, voltage gated, type II beta subunit. Gene Ontology annotation, cellular component: membrane. NCBI's taxonomy places the organism in Eukaryota, Metazoa, Chordata, Actinopteri, Cyprinodontiformes, Cyprinodontidae. The transcript is spliced from 6 exons. The record is from RefSeq and is a predicted model, not a curated record. Bases 149 to 826 code for a protein of 225 amino acids.